Oncorhynchus masou masou (cherry salmon) is the source of this 3289-nucleotide messenger RNA. RefSeq lists its product as uncharacterized. Gene Ontology annotation, biological process: regulation of transcription by RNA polymerase II. The coding region runs from base 239 to 1960 and encodes 573 amino acids. The transcript is spliced from 6 exons. Gene Ontology annotation, molecular function: DNA-binding transcription factor activity, RNA polymerase II-specific; RNA polymerase II cis-regulatory region sequence-specific DNA binding. Lineage: Eukaryota; Metazoa; Chordata; Actinopteri; Salmoniformes; Salmonidae. The record is from RefSeq and is a predicted model, not a curated record.
GGCUGCAAUACACCAAUAGAUGUAGUCGGCCAUAAAACUUUAAAGAAGAAGAACGGAAGUGAACAGUGACCAGAAACAAGCGUUUAUAUUGAUGUUAUUUAGACGUUUAUUAACACCCUGGAACUAAAACGGUGACACUUUUAACUGCACAGAAUCGCAUAAUUACCCCAGGCAGUUUUUAAUUCGCGUUGAUCACGGGGCUUUGUAUCGAUGCUAGCUGGCUGCUGGUUAGCUAAAAAUGGCUAACGUUAACUGUAUGGUUUUUCACACUCAAAUAGCCUCCAUCAUGGAGGUGCUAGCGAAUGCAGCCGUGGCAGAGAUCUGUAAAGUCGUAGACGACGACUAUGCAGUGUUUCGUUUGGAAAUAACUCAAAGCAAGAAAGAAAACAGGGGAUUGCGGAGGAAACUACAGCUACUGGAACUGAAGGUGGCACGGGAACGCGCAGAGAGAAUAAUGCGAGAGCGCGUCCUCGCCAGUCGUCCCAGUAGUGUCAAGAUCCUCGACCGAUACAAAGGAAUGACAAGAGGUGAAGGACAUCUACCUGGAGGCCACAAGAGCUUUGUGAAGCCAGUGGGACACAAUACAUGGAGAGAUGACCAACCAAUCACUGUUGAUGAGGGGAGUGGAACCUCAACCCAGCAUGUUAUCGUAGAGUCUGCAGAUACAGAGGCUGUAGCUCCUGGGGUCAAACUGGAGAGGUCUAAAGGAGAGGAGUACCCACGGCGCAGUGAUGACAUUGAGACUGGACUGGCUGGAGUGCCCCCUGUAGCCACGAAGGACCCCACAACCGCCUCAGGGCGGCCCAGAACCCAACACAGCAUCACGGAGGAGGUGGGUCCAGAGGUGCUGCUGGUGAAGGAGGAGGGGUGUGAGGAGAGUCUUGGGAACCCUGAGGGGACCAUGGUCAUGGGAAACAACCAGACUACACCUCUUCCUGAACCCACAGAGGAACCAGCUGAGCAGCACAGGACCACACACAGUCUCACUGAGUCAGUAGACAUGGAGGAUGGGAAUCUUGAUCUGCUGCUGGUCAAAGAGGAGACAAUUGAGGACGAACCAGAGAGCACUGACCUGCUGAGUGGACUAAAGAUGAGGGAGCAAGGUGGUUGGUUGGAGGCUAACAGAGGAGACUGGGCAGCUAGCUUGGAUUCCCAGACCCCAACAGGUGCAACCAAGGGCCCAAGGGACAUCACCACUGAGCCGGUCAGGACCAGAGGCGACAUAGUGGAAGUCAGUGGAUGGGACAGCGUCCUCAACUCUGGGCUGGGGAACAACACUGUUAACCACAACCAGAAACAGACAACCGAACACAAAACAACAACCGAACUUAGUCUCCAUGACAACAGACUAGCUGAGACCAGGGCGAGGUGUAGAUUUGGUCUGCGGGCACGAGGAGGUGUCUGUCUAAGAACAGAUUCGGCUAGCGAUGCUCCGUCCUGCUCCUAUAGUUGUGAUUCAGAGAGACUGAUGGCGCCUCAGGGUAACCCGCUAACAGGUGCUGCCUUCAGCCUGCCUUCUAUAGGAUCCAUCAACUGGAACAUGGACCCUGUGACAACACAGACAGUCCCUGGCCUUAAUCCUCCUCACAGUCUCCUAAUGUUAAACCAGACCUCAGACAAUGCCAGUGCCUUAACACUAAAUGGCUACACAAGCCCAUUGACAAAUGACAGUAGUAGUAAUGCUAUCAGUAGAUCCGGUGGCAAAGAGAAGCGAUUCCAGUGUUCGUUCUGUGGGAAAGCCUUCAGUUUCCCCAAACAGGUGGAGAUCCACCAGAGGAUGCACACAGGGGAGAAGCCAUUCGGCUGCCACCUGUGCCAAGCCAGUUUCUCAGACUCGUCCAACCUGAAGAGGCACCAGAGAGUCCACACAGGGGAGAAACCAUUCGGCUGCCACCUGUGCCGAGCUAGUUUCUCCCACUCCUCCAGCCUGAAGAGGCACCAGAGAGUCCACACAGGGUAGAAAUCCUUCAGCUGCCCCAAUUGUGAGAAGAGGUUCUCCCACCAGCUGAACAUGCACCUGGAGGUCCACAAGGGGAAGAGGUUCUCAGCGAGGAGGUACCUCAGAAUAUGCAUAGUGAUAUGUUGUACAUUUAUAUUUACAUUUUAGUAAUUUAGCACACUAGUUAGUUUGAAGGUAAAGUGUUUUAUACACGGAUCUUUACAGGAAACCUACUGACAGUUGUCACCCACUUCCCUUGAAAAAUAGUUUUCCCUACAGCCAAUUCUGUCGAAUCAAAAGAAUUUGCAAAAAACAAUCAGAUUUCAACAGAAAUAUGGCUGAGACGCAAAGAAAAUUCAAGGAGAGGGGGUACAAAAAUGAUCAGAUUAAUAUUGCCGUUGAGAAAAUCCAAAACAAAACGAGACAUUCUUGCAUUCUAACUACCAGCUAUUCAAAGUGCUCUGAACAAAUUAAGGGAAUCAUUCAAUCAUUGGCACAUUCUAAAAUCCGAUAAUAAUCUCGGUAAUGUGUUUUCGGACCUUCCUUUGGUCAUAUUCUCGCGGGGCAGAAAUCUCAGAGACCAAUUGGUACACUGAUUUACCACCCCAAGAUAUUCCCGAACAAUGUCUAUUUGCGCCCGUACUGGAUGGAAAUUACAAGUGUAAUGGCUGUGCUCAAUGCAAUGGCACUUAUAAAUGUUGAUCCUUCAAACACCCAAAAACAGGGAAAUAGAUCCCAAUCAAAGUUGUUAUUAUGUGCUCCACUAAGGCAGUUAUUUAUCUGAUAACUUGUCCUUGUGGUAAAAAUUAUGUGGGUAAGACAAAGCGCAAAUUAAAAGUACGUAUCUCAGAGCAUCGUAGCACCAUUAGGUGCAAAAACUCGACUUACCCAGUUGCGGCCUACUUUUUGGAAGCAAACCACUCGAUUUUGUCUCUGCAUUAUAUUGGCAUCGAACAUGUCACCCUCCCUAGGAGAGGGGGUGAUCUUGAUAAUUUAUUGUUAAAACGAGAGGGUGCCUAGGUCUUUAAUUUAAAGACCCUUGCUCCCUUCGGUCUCAACGCAGACUUUGAUCUGAAGCCAUUCUUGUGAUUAUUGUAACUUUUGCCACUGUAAUCGUUUGUAAGCUUGUGUAGUCUAAAAUGAAUCUAUGAUCGCAUGCUAUCCAUUUGUUUUUUGUAUGCUGAUCUUUGUAUGCCAUUUUAAUAUGUGAGAAUUAACCAAUGAUAAUAGGCCACACUUGGCCAUGAUUACAGACACCAGUGUGUCUUUUGACACUCUAUAAACGAGUCAUCCCGCAGUGUUUGAUUACACCCUGAUGAAGACGUUGGAUAUUAAAUGUUUUGCAUCUGA